AUGCCUUCCAAAGCUCUCAAGAUCAACGGCGAAAGGCUGAACAGCACAUUACAAGAAACAUGCACUUCAUACGGCGCUCUCCCAGCGCCGUCAACAGGCAUGUGCCGCCUAACCUUAACCCCCUCCGACAAAGCGGCUCGAGACUGGCUAGUCAGCGAAUGCAAGAGUCUAGGAUGCGACAUCAAAAUCGAUCAAAUGGGAAACAUAUUCGCCAUACGCCCAGGUACCGCUACAGACAAAGCACCAAUUGGCAUGGGUAGUCACAUGGACACGCAACCAGCAGGCGGGAGAUACGACGGCAUCCUAGGCGUUCAAUCAGCCCUAGAAGUCCUCCGUACCCUGCACGAAAACAACAUCCAAACCCACCACCCCAUCGCCCUGAUAAACUGGACCAACGAAGAAGGCGCGCGGUUCCCCGGCGCAAUGAUGGCAUCCGGUGUCUGGAGUACGCACAGUAGCACAGAUCUAUCCGCAUGCCAUGCUCUCCACGAUACCGACAAGAUAUCCAUGGCAACUGCUUUACAGGAAACAGGAUACCUUGGUUCAACGCCGUGCGAUUACCGCGAGAACACUCUGUCCGCGCACUUCGAACUACACAUUGAGCAAGGCCCAAUCCUUGAGCGUGAGGGAAAGCAAGUCGGUGUUGUUACGAGUGUACAAGGAAUGAAAUGGUUCGCCAUCCGCGUCACAGGUCGAGAAGGCCAUUCAGGCACAACGCCCAUGGAAGGAAGAGCAGACGCUCUAGUAACAGCUGCACGGCUCAUCACCGCCGUAAGAGACACCGCCGUGCAGACUGGCCUGGGUGUAGCUACCGUGGGUGUCAUCAGCAGUGAUACAAGUUCGCAAGCUACUAUACCCGCUGGCGUAGGAUUCGUGGUGGAUGUUAGAUGCGACACUGAUGAUCUCGUCGAUCAGCUUUCCGAGUCCAUCUUACGCGCAUUCGAUCAAGUCAUCAAGGAAGAAGACAACGGGACCAAGUAUUCCGUGGAGCGUACAUGGGGAUUACCCGAAUCGAAGUUCCAUCCGGAUUGUAUCGAGGCUGUGAGGACGGCGGCGUGCGUGGACGAGCAGGGUGUGUCCGACAAGUAUGAUAUUCGUGCCGAGCAAAGGGGGGAUAAGUCACAAUCCGGAAGAGUAUACGAGUCCUGA
This is a messenger RNA of Alternaria novae-zelandiae, 1149 nucleotides long. RefSeq lists its product as uncharacterized. The transcript has 3 exons. Gene Ontology annotation, molecular function: hydrolase activity, acting on carbon-nitrogen (but not peptide) bonds, in linear amidines. Lineage: Eukaryota; Fungi; Ascomycota; Dothideomycetes; Pleosporales; Pleosporaceae. The record is from RefSeq and is a predicted model, not a curated record. Bases 1 to 1149 code for a protein of 382 amino acids.